GAGGCGGCAAAAUUUAGGCGGCACAACAUUGUAGACCAGACAACUGAUUGUUGGCAUUGUUGAUUUGUCUGCAGUUGUCGGCAGAUGUGGGCCAAUGAAAUGUAUUUCUUAAAGGAAAUGUGGUUUCUGCUAGCCCUUGUUGGACGUUCUGCAGGUGUGAAUGAUCGGCUCAAAUUGAAUAUGCUGGGUUUCACUCCAACUCCUGCUGUUAGUGAUACUGAGAGAACUAAUAUUCGUUGUUAUACACUGGGAAACGACCGAACAAUGAACAUCACACUCAAGAUUAAACUCUCGGUCAAUGAGAAUCAUACAUCGAGAGAACCAUUCUGUGAUAACGAGGGUGUUACAUGUGAUUUCAAAAAUACAUCGAAUUCCAAAUACCUUGUAGCUAAGAUUAAGAGUCCUAGUAUCUACAUUGGUGAAGCCCGAGUCGGAGUAUUUACUGCGUACGCACAGAAAGAUAAUCGAAGUGCCAAUGCUACAAUCAUAGUUCACCAUGAAAAUGCGUCUGUAAUACCGAUUGUUCGUACUAAGACCGUUAGUAUAUGGGAUAGUCACGUUACACUUGUCGUCGAUCAACGUAACGCAAGUAUUGAAAACUUACGAUGGGCGAAGAACGGAAAUUAUAACACAAAAUGGAACGGCUUGAAGGUGAUUUCGUUCGAAAAUAUUACAUUGGAUGAUGCUGGGGUUUAUGAAUGUUAUUUAAAUGACAACCGGGACGAAGGAAAACACGCUUUCAUGCAUCUGAUAGUAAGAGAAUGUCCACAUAACAAGUGGUCUCCACCUAACUGUACCAUGGAUUGUGAAGUAUGCUACAACGGAGGAGUAUGUGAUACAGUCAUCGGAACCUGUAUAUGUCCUUCGGGAUUUACCGGAGCUAGUUGCGAAAAUUCUUCUGGUGGUAAUCGUUUUGGGCGUGAUAGUCUAACUCCGUGUAAAACUGGUAACGAUGACGGAUGCAAAGGGAAGCUGUUUUGUCCGCCUAUGCCACAAGGUUGUGCCUGUCACGCUGGCUGGAAAGGACUUAGCUGUGAAACGGAAUGCAAAGCUGGCAAGUAUGGCGCUGACUGUCUGCAAGAUUGUCAUUGUGAUGCUAGUGAGUGUAAUCGUACAACAGGCUGCAAUGUGACUGCAACGUGUAACCCUGGCUACACAGGCAUAAGAUGUUUAGAAUGUGAAGCUGGCAAAUAUGGAAUUGACUGUCUACAAGAUUGUCAUUGUAAAGCUACUGAGUGUCAUCCUUCCAGAGGCUGUAAUGUGACUGCAACAUGCCACCCUGGCUACACAGGCGAAAGAUGUUUAGAUAAAGAUACCAGCGAGUAUUCGAAUGAUACGACCUCUGGUGUGAGAACAACUAAUGGUAACGUACUUAGUGUCAAAUUAACAUGGACCUGUAAUAAUAAUUACAGCUCCAUGAUAGUUUGUUAAAGUGUAUCAGUCAAUCGCGAACUCUGCCGGUGAAUAUGAUGAAGAAUGGUAUAGGUUAGUUUUAUUUAAGAUACAUAUACACCAUGGAGGAUAUAUAUAUUAUGAUAUAUUUCCUCCAUGGUAUCGACUAACCAAUUUUUUUACAGCAUUACUGAGAUUAAUUGAAUUUUUUAACGGGCAUGGUAGUUUUCGGAGAUUUUUCAGAUUGUAAUCGACCAGGUUAAUGCAGCAGAUGCAACAUAAAUCAAUGGACCAGAAUUGUUUUGAAAAGGCAAUUGCAAGUCUUGCAACACACAUAUUUGGAUCUAUGGUUUCCGACGCAGUCUUCCAAGAAUGGACUCUCAACAUGGCAAAUUGUUUCUGGACAACAUGACGGAUUCAUUCCAUCUGGAUAACGAAUAGAUCAACUGAAAAAAAUACACGACGAGAAUAAUCACGUUUAAAAAAGUAUCAUACCCAGUACAGAAACGGAUUGAAACUACAAAUAAUGGCGUCUUUUAUCCUUCGCUAAUGAUUAUUCAGGAGUUUAAACUUUUGAACAAUUGAAGAGAGGCAUCAGCAUCGACCUCGAUUUACUGAUAUGAUUAUGGAGAUAAUACUUACAUGUAUUACAUGACAUUUAUAUGAUACGAUUAGGCAUAUGGUUUGUUCGUUAUUUCAAAACCAUAUAGAAUGAGACUGUUGCAGUGUAUCCUGUUGCCAAUAUCAACGACAUUCGUAUUGUAUCAUGCCAUGUCUUACACAAUUUCAUAAAUUGGUGGUGUUUUUGUAAACUUUUUGUCAUUUUUUAUAGAAUGAUAAAUAGUAUUAUCUUUUAUUACCAAUUAAUUUUAUUUAUUCAUAAAUUUCUCUGUAAAGCAGUAGACCUACCAACAACUAACGUUACUACGCACUUGCCAUUUUUAUUCUGUAACGGCAAGACGUCUCCGUAAAAUACUUAUAAAAAAAAACAUAGCUUAAAAGGCAUGGCAGUCUAUCAAGUCAAAAUAAAGUAUUUAAGAAUAUUGUACUAUAAUCGAUUAAUGAAUAUGAAUGACAACAGAUGUCCUAAUAAUAUUGUUACUUGAAACGACCUUUCAAAAACGUAAGAACGAUCUUUGCAUUAAUGGAUAAUUAUUAUGGGAUAUAAAGGCUUCAAUUAUCCUGAGCAGCAUUAAUUUUAUUUUCUUGAUGAUUUGACUGUUUACAGUAUAUUGAUAUCAUAUUCAUAUUUUUCUACUAUUUGCAAGUUACAAUUACAAACUGACAGCGAUGACUUUUUUAUCAUUGCUAUUAUUAUUAUUAUCAUUAUUAAUAAUAUUAUUAUUAUUAUUAUUAUUAAUAUUAUUAUUAUAUUAUUAUUAUUACUAUUAUUAUUAUUAUUAUUCAUUAUUUUAUAAACAAUUUUUGAUUUUCAUUUCUCUGUUUUAUCUUUUAUUCUUUAGUCUUAAAUGUAUCUACAGAGGGUCCAAAUUGAUUAGCUCUAGCUGGAUCAACCACCUUAAAAAUAUUGUUGAAAUAAAGAAAUUAUUAUUAUUAUUAUUAUUAUUAUUAUUAUUAUUAUUAUUAUUAUUAUUAUUAUUAUUAUUAUUAUUAUUAUUAUUAUUAUUGGAUGUUUUAUAAUCAGUUAUCAAAAAAUCCAAUAUUUGUUUUAUUAUUAUUUAUCCUGUGGUGUGUAUUAACCAAACAAUCAUCAGAACUACUAAUCAAUCAUUUUUUAAUAAUCGAUCGAUCAAUCAACCAACCAAUCAAAUUUCCAAUCAAUAUUUAAAUAAAUACAUCAAUAAAUAAACCUGCCAAUAAAUGGGUAAAUCAUUCUCUCCAGCAAAACGAUAAAUGUUUGUUGAUCAUUACUCUUUAUUUUGAGGACACCAAUCUACCAAUCAAUCAAUCUAUCUAUAACCAAAAAAAUCGAUCAAUCAAUCAACCAGCCAACCAACAUCAGUCAACUAAUUUGUCAAUCGAUAAUCCAGCAUGUUGGAUUUAGGUAAUUCAAAAUGUGUCCUUGGUAUUUUUAUUUAUUUUUCUAAGGCUUUUGAUACAAAAUCACAAUAUUUUAAUUUCUACAUUAGGUCAUUAUGGAGUGGAUCGCCCUUUGCAUUGGGUUUCUGACUAUCUUAGUAACAUAAUAUGUCACUAAGAUAGUACCGGUAAUAGAUUAUUUCAGUUUGUGUCUUCUAAUAUAAUAAUAAUAAGUCCAAUAUGUUAGCUAACAAAUGUGGUGUUCCUCAGGGAUCGGUACUGAGCGUUAUUUAUUUUUAUCCAUAUUAAUGGUCUACCAAAUUCUACU
Messenger RNA from Anneissia japonica, 3700 nucleotides. Its product is annotated as tyrosine-protein kinase receptor Tie-1-like. Bases 85 to 1431 code for a protein of 448 amino acids. The transcript is spliced from 10 exons. The record is from RefSeq and is a predicted model, not a curated record. Lineage: Eukaryota; Metazoa; Echinodermata; Crinoidea; Comatulida; Comatulidae.